Cylas formicarius (sweet potato weevil) is the source of this 1382-nucleotide messenger RNA. Its product is annotated as 4-hydroxyphenylpyruvate dioxygenase. Gene Ontology annotation, cellular component: endoplasmic reticulum membrane; Golgi membrane. NCBI's taxonomy places the organism in Eukaryota, Metazoa, Arthropoda, Insecta, Coleoptera, Brentidae. The record is from RefSeq and is a predicted model, not a curated record. The transcript is spliced from 11 exons. Gene Ontology annotation, molecular function: 4-hydroxyphenylpyruvate dioxygenase activity. Gene Ontology annotation, biological process: L-tyrosine catabolic process. The coding region runs from base 98 to 1240 and encodes 380 amino acids.
GCUUCGAGAAAGAGCUGUUUAUCAGAGCCCGGAGUCUAUAAAAACCAGCAACGCAAAAAUUUGAUUCAGAAGUUUUGUGUGAAAGGUCUUAGUGACAAUGACCUCAUACACCGAUAAAGGGAGAAGGCCUGUUAACGGAAAAUUUUUAGCAUUUGAUCAUCUCACCUUCUACGUCGGAAACGCUAAACAGGCUGCAACAUAUUACAUUACGCGGUUGGGAUUCCAGCCAAUUGCGUACAAAGGUUUGGAAACAGGAGAAAGGAAAUACGCCUCUUACGUUGUUCGCCAAAACGAGAUAACAUUCAUUUUUAAAUCUGCCUAUGAAGCAAGCGAAACCGAAUUCAGUGAACAUCUGGUGAAACACGGAGACGCAGUGAAAGAUAUAGCAUUUACUGUAAAAUGUUUGGACGGAAUAGUUAAGAGAGCUGAAGAGAAAGGCGCGAAAAUUAUUUGUGAUAUUUGGGAAGAGUCCGAUUUUAAUGGGACAGUAAGGUUUGCUACUAUCCAAACGUACGGUGAUACGGUACACACAUUUGUCGAUAGAACAUUUUACAAUGGAUUAUUUUUACCUGGAUAUGUCCACAUUCCGGAAGAUAUUUUGGGCAAACAACUACCUCCGGUAAAAUUGGACUUCAUAGACCACGUCGUUGGAAAUCAACCAGAUGGUCAAAUGGAGUCUGUAGCAAAAUGGUACGAAACGAUACUGCAGUUCCAUCGAUUUUGGUCAGUCGACGAUUCUCAACUCCACACGGAAUAUUCAGCGUUAAGGUCAAUAGUAAUGUGCAACUGGGAAGAGAAUGUUAAGUUGCCAAUAAAUGAACCCGCCCCAGGAAAGAAGAAAAGUCAAAUACAGGAAUACGUCGAUUAUUACGGUGGCGCAGGAGUACAACACAUCGCGCUAAACACUCAAGACAUCAUAUCUGCUGUGAAACACCUGAAGGCAAGAGGGCUGGAGUUUUUAGAAGUGCCAGACAGUUAUUACGAUAUUCUAAAGGAAAAACUCAAAGACAAUAGCGUAAAGAUCGACGAAGAUAUGAAAAUUUUGCAGGAAUUAAAAAUCCUCAUCGAUUAUGAUGAAAACGGGUAUCUGCUGCAAAUAUUCACGAAAAAUAUGCAGGACCGUCCAACGCUGUUCAUCGAGGUGAUACAAAGGAAAAACCAUAACGGGUUUGGCGCUGGCAAUUUUAAAGCUCUGUUCCAAGCAAUUGAAAUAGAGCAAGCAAAAAGAGGAAAUCUGUAAACAUAAAACAACAGAAAAGACAACAAAAGACACCUUGAUUAUUCUUUAAUAAGAUGUGUAAAGUUGUUAUGAUAAGAUGCUGAGUUAGACCUUAAUUUAGAAAUAAGUAACAUAAAAUAAAUAAUAAAUAAGUAAUAUAAAA